UUAAAUCAAGCCACUACUACUAGACCUUAGCUUCAUCUAACACAUUUCGUUAUUCUUGCAAAUUUUCUCAAAAGAAAGAAUUACUUCAUUUUCACCAUGGCCAAAAACACUCUUGUUAUUUGCAUUGCACUUGUAUGCAUGACGCUUAUUACUUCCGUCCCUAAGACGAAAGCAGUGUCCUGCAUGCAAGUGGUGCAACAGUUGACGCCAUGCAUUUCCUACGUGGAAAAUGGCGGCGCUGUGUCCCCACAGUGCUGCAACGGAAUCAGGACUCUUUUGAGCCUGGCUCCGGCGAGACAAGACCGGCAAACGGUAUGCACUUGCAUCAAGAACGCCAUCCGAGGAAUCAAUUUCAAUCAGAAUACUCUCAACCUUGCUGCCGGACUCCCCAGCAAAUGCCGGGUCAACAUUCCUUACCAAAUCAGCCCCUCGGUUGAUUGCGCCAGGGUGCAGUGAGGUUGAUAUGCAUAUGAAGCAGCUACUCAUCAUGAAGAGGGAUACCGAAAUGUACCUGCAAGGCAUGUGUACGUGGUAAAUAAGUGGAUGCAUAUAAGCCACAUGGGGAAUCAAUGGAAGUUGCUUCUUUUAGUUAAACUGUGUCUACUAUAUGUUUUUGUGAUGUGUCAUGUUUGUGUUUUCUAUUUUGGAGGUUUUUAGAGAAAGAGCUCAGUGGAGUAGUGCUGUAACAAAAAUGCUCUUAUUAAAUUAUAUAUUUGA
Arachis stenosperma is the source of this 717-nucleotide messenger RNA. Its product is annotated as non-specific lipid-transfer protein 3. Bases 97 to 456 code for a protein of 119 amino acids. The transcript has 2 exons. Lineage: Eukaryota; Viridiplantae; Streptophyta; Magnoliopsida; Fabales; Fabaceae. Gene Ontology annotation, cellular component: membrane. Gene Ontology annotation, molecular function: lipid binding. Gene Ontology annotation, biological process: lipid transport. The record is from RefSeq and is a predicted model, not a curated record.